UCGAGUCAAAAGAAUACAUUACUAUUAGAGAAACGUAUCAAUAAUUUACUCUUUUUAACUCUCUUUUAAUUAUUUAUUAAAGUUAUAUGUAACUGAUAAAUAUAUAUAUAAAGCCAUUUAAAUUAUGGAAUAUUGUAUAUGUGUAACAUAUUAAAAAAUUAGACUUUUAUUUUGAAACCAAUCAUGGCUGCCAGCUACGCAUAGGGUCGUCUAUGAAAGAGAAGGUUUGCAUAUUCGCGCAGAGACAAAAUAAACAAGAUGACUUGAAGUGAAUGAUCCACAACCAGCAUGCUGCACAACAACAGUUAAAGCAGGAGAUAGAGACCAUGGAGCCUGCGAGUCUGGAAAACUUGUGUGUUUUGUACCACAGUGCAAACUAUAUAGUUGUCAACAAACACUGGGACAUCCGUAUUGACAGCAAAAUGUGGUAUGAGAAGCAGACUGUUCAAAGUCAGCUGAAGCAUCGCUUCCCAGAACUUGCAGAUCCUGACACCUACUACGGAUUCAGGUUUUGCCAUCAGUUGGAUUUCUCUACCAGUGGUGCUUUGUGUGUAGCACUGAACAAGGCAGCAGCAGGACAUGCGUACCGCUGUUUUAAAGACAGACUUGUUACCAAAGCUUAUCUUGCUUUGGUCCGUGGUGUUGUGGCUGAGGAGAAAAUGACCCUGGACUUUGCGAUAGGCAAGAACACAACAGAGGGCAAGACCCAUAUGAUGUGCACUGAAGGAACAGAAGGUUGUGAGAAUCCCAAGCCUUGCCAAACAGAGCUCACUGUUUUAGAGUAUGGAGCAUAUGAUGGAGAUCCAGUCACAAAAGUGCUUCUACAGCCUCUGACAGGACGGACGCACCAGCUCCGAGUGCACUGCAGUGCCAUUGGUCACCCCAUAGUGGGCGACUAUACCUACAGUCUACGCACAGACAAUGCUCCGUAUCGCAUGAUGCUGCACGCCUACUUCCUCCACAUUCCACUAGAGAAUGAACCCAUCCAUGUCAUAGCCCCAGAUCCCUUUAUACCCAGCCUCGACCUCAAAUGGGCACCACAAAGAUGUGUGAACAUUCUGGAGGAUUUACUGAAGAAUAUUUUAACAAAGCCACAAGCUGAGAUCCAAGAAGAACCAGAGCCAGUGCACAAGAGGAGCAGCCCAGUGGAGAGUGAGGAGCAACAGGCACAGUGUCAGCAGUGGUUAUGUGAAUGGAAUCUGGACUGAGGAACACUCGCGCUGUAAACUGCUGAAGCUACGCUGCAGGCUGCUUAUAGGGUACCCUCUUCUUUAAAAGGCCAGCCCUCCUCAAGAACAGUGUACAGAAAGAACUGAAGGCAUAAAGGGGCAUUAAACCAUUUGGCUGAUCUGUGUAUGAAGAAGUUCACUGUGAGUCAAAGUAUUAUGGAGACCCCCCAUGCUUAUGUCAUCCUACACUAGCGUUCAAAAGUUUGAGGUCGGUAAGAUUUUUUUUUUUUUAAACGUCUUUUAACGUUUUUUUGUCUCUUAUGUUCACCAAGGCUGAUCAGAAUUACAGUAAAAACAGUAAUAUUGUGAAAUAUUAUUACAGUUUACAUUAACUGUUUUUUAUUUUCAUCUAUUUUAAAAUAUUUAUUCCUGUGACAGCAAAGCUGUUUUUUUUUCAACAGCCAUUACUGCAGUCCUUCAGAAAUCUUUAUAAUAUGCUGAUUUGGUGCUUAAAACAAAGUUCUUAUUAUUAUCAAAGUUAAUAUUUUGUGGAAACCAUGAUACAUUUUGCUUAAGGAUACGCUGAUGAAUAGGAAGUACAAAAGAGCAGCAUUUAUUUGAAAUAAAACUUUUUGUAACAUUAUAAACAUCUUUUGUUCAGUUUAAUGUCUCCUUGCUCAAUUUUUUUUUUUUUUUUUUUUAUUCUUACUGACCCCCAACUUUUGAAGCUGAAAGAACUUUUUUUUUAAAAUCCCCAUUAAAGGGAUGGUUCGCCCAAAAAUGAAAAUUUUGUCAUCAUUUACUCACCCUCAAGUUGUUUAAAACAAAAAAAAGAAAUUAUUUUGAAGAAUUUCGGUAAACAAACAGUUGAUGGGCCCCAUUGAUUUCCAUAAUAUUUUAUUUUCCCCCACUAUGGAAGUCAGUGGGGCCCAUCAACUGUUUAAUUACCCAUAUUAUUCAAAAUAACUUCUUCUGUGUUCAGCGGAAGAAAGAAACUCAUACAGGUUUGGAACAACUUGAUGGUGAGUAAAUGAUGACUGAAUUUUAAUUUUUUUAAUCUUUACCUCUUUCAAGUAUGCUAUGUGUACAAGUGUUAUUAUUCAUUGUAUGAAUGCCUAACUGUAUCGUUUUUAGUUAACAUGUGUUUUUAAAUCAAGCUUUUCAGUAAUUUAUGAUUUUUUUUAAAUUAGGUUUUUGUUGCAGUCUAGAAGGGGCCAAGACCCACCGUUUUUUCCACUAGACAAACAGUCAAGUUGUAACAAGUUACCGUAUACAUGGAUGAAAGGUGGUCUUAGAUUUUGUACUUAAAUUGUGUGAAGCAUGAUUGUAGAAAUCCAUUGCUUAAAAUUGACUGAACGAUCCCUACCUCACAAUCUAAAAUUGCAGCUUUGAAACAUCUAAUUUUGUCUCUUUUUAUCUACAAAGUAUUUUUCUUGCAUGUCAUCCUGUUACUUACACCAUUAGAUAACGUUUGUACGGCUACAGUGGCAGUCACAUUUGCGUUGUUUAGUGAGUUUUCAAAAUCUAGUCAUUUUAACAAGAAUUCACGUGAUCGAGAUCCCCAGUUUACCACUUUACUAAAGAAGUGUGUUGUUUGGUAAAAUCCCCCGAAACAUGCUGUGAUCACUUAAAAUGAGUCUUAAAAUUUUUCUUAAAAAAAGCAUUUAUUAGCAUCUGUAAUCUGCCUUUGCACGCAGAACAUGUUUAGUGUUGCAGAAAUUGUUCUGUUCAAUAAAUAAAGGCCCUUCAGUCUAACAGCUAA
Molecule: messenger RNA, 2931 nt
Organism: Ctenopharyngodon idella (grass carp)
Lineage: Eukaryota; Metazoa; Chordata; Actinopteri; Cypriniformes; Xenocyprididae
Gene: rpusd1
Product: RNA pseudouridine synthase domain containing 1
Exons: 7
Coding region: 273-1208 (311 amino acids)
Biological process (GO): pseudouridine synthesis
Molecular function (GO): RNA binding; pseudouridine synthase activity
Source: RefSeq, a predicted model, not a curated record